Messenger RNA from Chroicocephalus ridibundus (black-headed gull), 2686 nucleotides. RefSeq names its product phosphoethanolamine/phosphocholine phosphatase 1 (gene PHOSPHO1). Gene Ontology annotation, biological process: bone mineralization involved in bone maturation. Bases 565 to 1371 code for a protein of 268 amino acids. The transcript has 5 exons. The record is from RefSeq and is a predicted model, not a curated record. Gene Ontology annotation, molecular function: phosphatase activity. Lineage: Eukaryota; Metazoa; Chordata; Aves; Charadriiformes; Laridae.
GAGAGCCCCGAGGGAGCAGGUGAUCUAACUGCCCGUUGGGGCUGCAGGUUUGUCGGGGCAAAUGGUUCAUCGCCCAUCACCGCGGAAACCAGGGAGUGUGUCAGAACAUACUACUUUACCUGGAGUCGGAGUUUGUGCCCCUUUCUGUGAGAAAUCGGGCUUCGCAUGAUGUUAGGAGGCGCUUCCGCUUCUCUCUUCUUUUGGAGGGAGUCCCUUUUUUGCAGAAGGUGGACGGACGCGCUCCCGGGAAGCAGCCGCCGGGCCGGCUGUAGCGUUAUUUGGCGUCAAACCACGUCUGUAAAUAACCGUCGGCUUUUGGUGGAAGCUUCCGCGCAGAAAUAACUGGUGUCUGGCUUGAAGGCUUCCCAAAAGGUCGCUUUUACGAGGUUCCGAGCCGGGGUUUAACUUUGAGCGCCCGAUUCCUCCUGCCGUGUGCCGCCUCAGAGCCGCCGUCGGGGUUUAUUAUUUUAGCAGAGUCACGAAUGGCGUUUGUGCCCAAAAUAGCCCGGCGAGCCCUGAGCGCCGCCGUCAGCCAGGCGCGGCCUGCGGAGGGAUGGUCUUAAAAUGAGAAGGUGCUGCGAGGGCGUCGGGCUGCCAUGCCUGUUUAAGGGUGUGGGCAUGGCCAGCCCCCGGCCUCCCAGGUACCUCCUCGUCUUCGAUUUCGACGAGACCAUCAUCAAUGAGAACAGCGACGACUCCAUCGUGCGGGCGGCGCCGGGGCAGGCGCUGCCGGAGCAGAUCCGCCAGACCUUCCGCGAGGGCUUCUACAACGAGUACAUGCAGCGCGUCCUGGCGUACAUGGGGGACCAGGGGGUCAAGAUGGGCGACUUCAAGACUGUCUACGAGAACAUCCCCCUGUCCCCUGGCAUGCCGGACCUCUUCCAGUUCCUCUCCAAGAACCACGAGCUCUUUGAGAUCAUCCUCAUCUCUGAUGCCAACAUGUUCGGCAUCGAAUGCAGUCUGAGGGCAGCCGGUUUCUACUCCCUCUUCCGCAAGAUCUUCAGCAACCCGUCCGGCUUCGACAAGAGGGGGUACUUCACCUUGGGGCCCUACCACAGCCACAAGUGCCUUGACUGCCCGGCCAACAUGUGCAAACGCAAAAUCCUGACGGAGUACCUGGCGGAGAGAGCCCAGGAGGAGGUGGAGUUCGAGAGGGUCUUCUAUGUGGGAGAUGGCGCCAAUGACUUCUGCCCUUCCGUGACUUUGACUUCCGCUGACGUGGCUUUCCCGCGGAAGGGCUACCCCAUGCACCGCAUGACCCAAGAGAUGGAGAAGAAGCAGCCUGGAGCCUUCCAGGCCACUGUCGUCCCCUGGGAGUCAGCUGCGGAGGUCGCCCGCCAUCUCCAGGAGCUCCUCAAGAAGAAGUGUUGAGGAUGGUUCGGAAGAGACCUGCUCACUCUAAGCGGUUGGGACAGGAGAAGCCUGGGGGGUGACACGCUGUGCCCCGCGCUCCUCGGGCCCUGCUCCUGGGUCGCUUUCCUGCCUUUCUCCCCAGUGAUUAAAGCACUUUCUCCAGGUCCCCCCUUCUCCGUCCCCUGCGGUGUUGAGCUGAAGCCUUCUCUAUGCAGCUUGGACACCGACUCCACUGGGGGUGUUGGCCAACAGCGCUAACGGUGGUUUUUGUUGUUGGGGGCUUUUCUUCCUCUUUUCUUUUUGACUUCGCAAGAGUAAUUCCUGAAAGACCCGAAGCCGGCCCCCCGUGGGCCGGGCCCUGCACAUGCUUCCGCCAGCCGUCGCCCCCCUCGCCUGCCCGGCCUCCGCUGGCCGCGCCAGGAGCUGCGUCCUGGUGCCUUCAGCCUGGUGCCCGAGGGCUCCCUCGCCUCUUCGUGAGGCCACUGGAAAUUCAAUCCGGGGACUCGGGGCUCCCCGGCUUGUCCUCCACACCCCGCCUGGGGCAGGGCAGCCCCCCCAGCCGCGGAGCCUUGCGAUGGAGCCAGUUGUCCCUUCAGACUUUAUUCUCUGAAAAAAGGUGACGCGAGGGACAGGAAACCUUUCGGAAAGUUGGUACCUUGGAAAAAAACCCUCCUCCGGCCCAUCCCACCCACUCGCCCAGGGCAGGGGCACGGCGGCCGCGUCCCGCUGCGGGGAGGGGGACCUGCCCUUGCCUUCCAGUCCCAUCCUCUGCUUCUGCGCCCAGGGCGAAGUGUCCCCGUGUCGGACAGGUUCCUCCUUGCCCCCAGCCAUUACCGGUGUCUCCUCCUGUUUGCUGGAUCGUAUGGACUGCCUUUUACCCCAGGGGGGGAGGAAUUUCUCUCCCGACCUGGUGGAGGGGUGCCGAGCCUCCCCCGGGAGGUUGGUGCUGUGACGCUUCUGACUUCGGGUCCCCAGAGGCCAAACCCCCCCCGUCCCUGUGCCCCCUUGCCCCGCUGCAGUAUUAAUUACCCCUUCUAAUUGCACGCUGCAGGGGGGACCUACAGUAUUCGCUGCUCUCUGGUGUUGGCUUCUCCCGGAUUUAUCCGCAGCCUUACCGGCCCCUGAGGGCAGCUCGUGAUCCUCCAAAGCGCAGAAACCCCGGCGGCAAACCCGAGCAGUGAGGAAAUAACCAAAGCAGCCCUGAGUUGUUCCUCCUCUAUUUCGUUUCCCUUCUCUCUGUUCUUCCUCCUCCAGACCCCAUUCAACUGUGUGGAACUUAAAGCCAUGGAAUUAAAAAAAAUACAUAUAUAUGUAUAUAGAUAGAAUAUCUAUA